Messenger RNA from Cladocopium goreaui, 1733 nucleotides. The record is from the annotation of a GenBank genome assembly. NCBI's taxonomy places the organism in Eukaryota, Dinophyceae, Suessiales, Symbiodiniaceae.
CUUCUUGGCUCUAGUGCACGACGCGGUGACCCGCUCGAGCGCAGAGCGCUUUGGCCUUUGGUCAGACAUAGCAGACAUAGGUGGCACGGCGCGCAGUCGCCAAAUGCCCACGUGUACUCAUGGCAGCUGUGGAGCAGGCCUCUUCUCAUUGGCGGAGGCAUUACUCCACGGCAUCACUGACGGUCAAAGAGAGGAGCUUCCUGGCCUUUGCAGGCUGCAAUCACUGAUUUUGCCACCAGAUGAAAGUUUAAAAGCAUUGUGUCCACGAAGCGACACCUGCCGUCGCACCAACGAAAAGCCAGAGCAAGGUGACUUGGUCAUUUUGGGCUUCGGCUUCGGAGUACAUCCGGAGUAUCAAAGUUGUGCAGCAGUGGUUACGCGCGUGGAUGCCAGUGCUCAGCGAUGCACGCAUUGUACUGUAGCGGUAUUGGAUCCUUCUCGCAGUUUUCGAGUGGGCGAAUGUCAAGUGGCUCUUGAUGACAUCAAGCCAGUUCACAAAGAAUGGCGUGCCGGGGCCCGUUUGGUGAUCGGUGGGCUGCAAAGCAGCCCCUUGGUGCAUCUCAACGGCCAUAUCGUCCACGUGUGCGAGCACCGGCGUCAUGGUCAUCCUUGUUUCGUGCAACCAUCCAACGGCCGGAAAGACAAGCUGACCCUGUGCGUGCGAUUGGAUGAGCCGAUUCCGGACCAUGCUACUGCCUUGCUGUUGGAACCGAGGUUCCUUUCACCUUACAUUCAGAAGAACCCAGAGGGACCUCUGGUGACUGCGCCGAAGUUGAAUUUGCCAGAUCAUGAGGCUGUGACGCUGCUUUCCUCCCAGCGUCGGCGCAAUAAGCAAGGACAGUUCUCCAACUCUGAUGCCAAACCUGUGGAUAUCCGGUCCUUUCAGGGAAAGGAAACACCACAGAGCCCUCCCCCUCCGCAAUCCUGUUCUGGUGGCUUUCUGGGUUUCCUUUCAUGGUUAGUGGAAGCGCCGCCCAAAGCAGAAGAGGAACACCCCGUGGUGUGCAAAUCCACUUCGAUCAUCAGUGUGGACGACGAUUCACCUAAGCCUUCCAAUACCGCUAGCGGGCUUGCGGGACUGCAAAUGCUCCAUCCGAUUCCUGAGCUCUCCCCUGGAGGGGAUGCAGGUCAGGGCCACAUCUACAGUUCCCAAAUUCCAGAGCAAGGGGAUUUGGUGGUCCUGGGCCGCGGAGUCUCUGCACGCUAUCAGCUUUGCUCUGCUGUGGUGAAGGAUGUCCACAGUGACUUCUGCAACGUGGCUGUCCUAGAUGACUCCCGCAGCUACUGCGUGGGCGAAUGUGCUGUGGACUUUCGUGAGGUCAUCCCAGUACAUCAAGAUUGGCGAGUGGGAACGCGCCUGGUGGUGGGUGGACUUCAAAGCAGUCACAUGAGGCACUUAAAUGGCCUCUACGCGAUCGUGUGUCCUCACAAGCGUUUUGGUCUCUUGGAUGAUUUGGAGGCUUUGUUGGAGCCGCGCUUUUUGACGCCCAGCUCAGCAUCAGCUCGGCCAAGCUCAAGUGCCAGCAGCCUCAGUGGACUCAGUGGUGUGAGCCGCUUCCCACGCGCCCCAUCAGAUGUGACCUCAGAGACCACGGAUGCCAGCGGAAGCAGCUAUCAAAAGAGCAGCUUGGCCGGCUUGGAAUGCUGGGAAGGGGUGGCAUCCAGCCCCAAUGAUGACGAGCAAAACGUCUACCAGACGCAUGUGACACGGCGAGCAAUUCUGCGCCAGUAUU